UUUUGUAGAUUCUGUAAGUACUACUUAAAAUUUAAAAUGUGCAGAGACUCAUAAAUCUACAGUUUCCAAGAUUAAGUUUUUAUUCCAGCAGCUCUGCUGCAGAUCUGCCACCAGCAGCGGACUUGCUGCCAGAGACCGCCGCGACGCACAGCCUGUCUGCGGCGCAUCUGCAGACAGUGUUUUCCCGAUAGCGAAAGGCGUCGACUGUGAAGAGUACUUAAGAGAUCGAAAAGUCAAACGCGAUUUACAAGUUGGUGCCCUCAUAUUUACAGAAUAAGUAUAAGUGAAUUUUAAGAAAUAAACAGUCCGACGGAACGGUGUAAAUGUAUCUAUUAAAUAUUAACAAACUACAAAAUCGUCUCCACAGGUAGUACCUACACGAUUUUACUUUGAAGUUCGAGGUUCAUUUCCUGUUCUGACGGUUAAGCUUCCGUUUGAGCGGGCUUUGACCGGAGGUUAAUCUCUAGAAGGCGCGCACCGAGUUUUACCCAGAGAUAGUGUUCCUCACCGGUACCGACAGAAAACGACAGAGAAGACCUGCAGACCUGUCUUUUGUGCUUCUGGUUCUAAGUCAUCAACGCCCAAGGAUACAAUUGUAAGUAUUCAAUUUGAAGUUAAGAAUGUGAGCCACACAUUACACAAAUAUGACAAUGUAUAUGUAUAAAAGUAGUCCUAUCUACUAAGCUAGCAAGACUUGUCGGGAACUUACUGAACUUGUGUGAUGUACAGUUUUGAUGAUACAUGGCAGUGUGUUAUUUUUUUAGUGUGUUAAUCAUGUAAACUCUAAUUUCAACAUCCAGGUAAACCAAUCUGUUGGAGCAUCCUCAUCCUCCUUGGCAAAUUUAAAACCGAAUCUUAGACUACCCCACUGGAAUAUCUUCUUCUAGUUUUGCUAGGUAGCUGCUCCUAAUAUGACUUGGAACUAAGGAUUGCUGCUGUUGACUCCGAAGAGGUUCCUACAAGUGAGACAGAAUUGAGACUACUCAUUGUGCAAUGGCAGCUGAACCUUCAGAAAUGAUCCUCCGUGUCAUUGAGGCAGACCGUGUUAUAAAAUUAAAACUCAGCUCCCGGCCUAGCUCUGUUGACCAACUAAUCAACAUUUUGAAACACAAACUAGAAUUGGACAAUGACUUUAGCUUACACUAUGAAGAUCCAGAUUUUGAUGGGAAACUCACUUCACUAGUGGACAUUAACGAGUUGCCACAAAAAGCUGUUCUUCAUAUUUCCCUUUCAAAUGAUUCCAGCUCUGUUGCAUCAACUGAAACACUCUCAGACGUGUCAACACCGGAACGUCUUAGCAGAUGGCCUUCAGGUCCUUUUCCAAUUCCAUCAUUUUCAUUUGUUGUUGAGGUAAUGCUUACAGAAGGCAAUAGGGAAUUUGAGAAAAAUGGAACCCCUCUUCGGCUGGCUAGAGACCAAAAGCAUGACAUUCUUGAGCAACUUGCUUCUACUAUAUAUGGUUUUAAGGCUUACCCAAGUGACAAAGAGUUAGCUAAGGCAGCUGAAGCUCUUGUGGCCAAACAUCCAUGUUUAAAGGAAGCAGGAUCUGACACUGGAUGGAAUGGCUGGAAAAACAGCAUCAAGUUUAAAAUGGGUAACUACAGGACCAAGAUGAGAAGGGUCGGCUGUAAAGAGGUCACCGUAAAUGCUGGAAAGAGAAGCCGAAGAAACCCUGACAAUGAACCUUCACACACUAACAUCAAAAGGCCCAAGCGGGCAGAAGUUAACUUUCUGCCAAACUUUCCCAAAGGAGAAGAUUCCUCAAGUCUCGAACAUUUGAGGGAUCUUAUUGUUGAAGAAUUAAAGAAGACUGAGAGAAACCUUCCUCUCAUUAGUAAGAUGAUGCAGACCACAUUUGCCUUGCGGCGACAGACAAUAGUGAUGUCCUGCCCACCAGUGAAACAGCUCUUGGACCUGUGGCCUGCUCUUCGCAUGCAGUCUGAGGUGUUUGCAGAGUUCCAGCGGAUAACUAACCAGAACCUGUCUAACACAUUCUAUGCCGAACUUGAUCGCCACAUUCCUCGUUUGAUGGCUUUAUUCCGACAAAAGGCUUCUAGAACUGGAAAGAAUGCAGAUGCUUUGGCUGAAAUUUUCAAAGUCCAUGAUGAACAGGUAUUACAUGAUAUCCACUCAAGGCGUACCACUGUUCUCCAUGCCCUUCCUGUGUAUCUGCGUGAAGAUACCUCCGGAUUUUUCCAAACAUGUGUGGAUGGUUUGGAUGAGCCAGGUUUUGGGGAUGCGUCAGUUGCUCUCCUUACAACACUCAGCGACAAUUCAAUGAGUCGAGUUCACUACCAACCAGAGAAAAUCUCAGUUGUCCUAGAGGGUGAAGUGGUGGCCACCCUCCCGAGACUCGCUGAUGCCUUUCUGGUAAUGUUCGGCCUUACCUAUGCACUACAUCUCAGCUAUCCCAAAGGACUGACCAACACCUUCGAAUUUGCUCAGAAAAUUUUACUUGGUCUGGAAGAAUGUAAAUUGUCACCCAGACUGCAGUCGCUGAAGAAUGACUUGAUGGGACAAGUGUAGAACUGGAAGAUCUGAAAAGCAAUAAUGGAAUAAUCUGGCUCAUUCAGUUAAGAGCCUAAUCCAUAACAAAAAUAUGUUACUGUCUGUGUUAGCUGUUGUUCAACUAUUAAUGUUAAAAUUGCUGCUCUAUAAGCUGUCAAGCACUUGUUGCUACCUCACUGGUUUGCAGCCAGAUGGCACAGUGUGUGCAUAUGCAAUUUUUGUGUUUACUUUAAUUGUUAACUCUUCUUUUUGAUAUUGAAAUAUUUUUGUCCCAGUUUGUGAUGAAAAUGCAGAGCAUGAACGAAAAACAUGCUGAUGCCUUCUUGGUUACUUUUGGCCUCAUCUAUGUACCUCACAUUUCAGAUAUUCCAAAGAAUUGACCAAGACAAUUGAGUGCCUUAAAGAAUAGAGGACUCUCGAGUCUCACUGUUAAGAGCCACAACAUAAACAUGUAAAUUGUCUGUGUUGAUUGAACUGUUCUACUGUUGAUGUUCAAAUUGCUGCUGUACUCUAGGUUUUUAGCCACCUUGCACAAAUUACACACUGACUUUGUAAUUUUACAUUUUAAAAUGAAACAUUGCCAUUUUUACGUAGAUGUUGAAGCAGUAUUUAUGGUCAAUUUUGUCCAUUCAAGCAAUAAUUUCCUCAGUGCUGCUAUAUUGAUCAAGAAAAAAGGAAAUGUUAUGGUCUUCCUCUCACAGAGCUAUGUAGGCUAUGCUCAUGUCCACAACAUCACUGUGACAUCACUAAUGCAGGAACAACAGAUUUAGCAGUUAGGGCGAUAUGGCACACACUAAGGAAUUUAUUGUGCAAAUUGCCUAUAUUUACCGGAAAUGCAGUGGCAAUGUUUCCUUUUAACAUUAUUGUGAAAUGGGUUGUAAUAAGAGUUAUGGUAGAUUUAAACCAAAAGUAGCUGCUGCCUUACAUGUAGACUAAAAGGUUUACAAAAAUGGCCCCAAUUGUGCCUUUGCAAUUGUUGUUUUUUAUGUAAAUGUGUCUGUUUGUUUUUAAAUAUUCUUUUUGUUGCAGUCUUUGCAAGACAACCUUUUGGAAGGGUAAAAAAGGCUAACUUUGAUGUUUGAAAUUGUACAAGUUGGUAGUACUAGUAGUUUUUGGAGUUUCAUAAAGUCAAUUGUUUUGAUUUGCACUAAAUGGAAAUAUUGGAAAAUAUACUAAUAAACAUUGAGUUUAUUGAACACAAAAAUACUUGGUGUCUAUACUUUAAACUAUUCAGUUGAGCUAACUUAUUGCAUUGAGCAAUGUAAAUACAUUU
Platichthys flesus (European flounder) is the source of this 3781-nucleotide messenger RNA. RefSeq lists its product as uncharacterized. Bases 994 to 2526 code for a protein of 510 amino acids. The record is from RefSeq and is a predicted model, not a curated record. NCBI's taxonomy places the organism in Eukaryota, Metazoa, Chordata, Actinopteri, Pleuronectiformes, Pleuronectidae. The transcript is spliced from 7 exons.